UAAGACUUUGCCUCAUCACUACCAUUUCUCUUCUCUCUCUAUCUCUCUAUUUCGCCGUAGAAAUAUUGUCGGAACAGAACACUCAAAACAAAUUCAUUCUCUAUAAAUUCUUCAAUUUCUCUCUAUCUUUCUUCAAUUCUUCUUCAAUCCAAUCACUACUCCUACUUCCCCAAAUGGGUGCUUGUGCAACUAAGCCCAAGGCCGACGGUGCUCUCGCUCCGGCGCCGGAACCCGAGAAGAAGGAUGUUGAUGCUGCUGUUGCUGUUCUCGACGCUGUUGACCCUCAGAAAACAGUUGAAGUUAAGGCGGUGGAGGUUUCCGGAGAGGGGGACCAAAGCGAUAAAGGUAAGGAAGUUGUUGAUGUUGACGACGAUAAGGUGGAUGAUCAGAGUGUUAAACGCCGCUCACUAAGCAACUUAUUUAAGGAGAAAGAAGGGAGUGAAUCAAUUGACGGUGAGAAGCCAAUUGGGGAAACCGAGACAGAAAUACAAACAAAAGAAAUCGACAUUAAGGCACCUCAAACUGAAGUAGAAACCGAAAAGUGUAUUGAAGAGCCUGAGGCAAAAGUGCCUCAAACUGUAGUAGUAAAGGAAAAGCAUAUUGAAGAAGCGGACAUUAAGGUACCUCAAACCAUAGCAGAGACCGAAAAACAUACUGAAGAAUCUGAGACGAAGUUGCCUCAAACUGUAGUAGAAACUGAAAAACAAACCGAAGAAGUUGAGGUGGAGGUACCUAUAACUGUAGUAGAAACCAAAGAAACUGAGACCAAGGCGCCUCAUCCAGUCGUAGAGAUUGAAAAAUCUGAAAUUCCAAAUGAAAGGAUAAAGGUCACAGAUGUUACGACAACUUCCGAGACCAUCACUGUGGAGAAAGUAAUUGCACCUUCACCAUCUGAUGUUACACCAACGAGUGAAACAUCCGAGGAAAAGAGAUCAGAAGAAGUAAAAGUACCAGAGAAAGUCGAGAAAGCUGAAGUAGUGACAUUAGUUGAAGCAACACCAGCACCAGAUGAGAGUAUUACGUCUGAGAAGAAGAAAGAUGAUAGCAGUGAUGUGAAGAAGACUGAGACAGAGACACCGAAAGAAACCGAACCAAAGCCUGUUGCACCUACGGAAACCAGUGCCGAACCAGCAGAGGUAAAGAAUGAAGUAGUGAAGGUAAGUGCUGAGGAAAAAAUAUCAAGUUGAUGAAAAGUGAGACAUUAUUUGGGAUUGGAAAGUAUAGAAAGUGAAAAGGAGAUGGUUUUUUUCUUGGGUUUUUAUUAUUUGGGAAGAAAGUUAAGUUUACCCAAAGAAACAAUGGCUGGAAUCUGCCAUGAUCAAGGUUUAGAUUGUUAUUAUGUGGUUUAUAAAGCAACUUCUUGAGAGGCUUUGUUUCUAUUGUUUUAUUUGUAUAUCAUUUGUUGGUUUUUCAUUGAGUUGCACAUUCUAUUUCCUUGUCUUUGCAUGUAGAGACAUAUGAGUUUGCCAAAUUAAUAUGAACAUAGAAUGCCCUUUUUUAAAUUUAAAUGUGAUAUUUACAAUUC
Molecule: messenger RNA, 1525 nt
Organism: Cucumis sativus (cucumber)
Lineage: Eukaryota; Viridiplantae; Streptophyta; Magnoliopsida; Cucurbitales; Cucurbitaceae
Product: neurofilament medium polypeptide
Exons: 2
Coding region: 174-1187 (337 amino acids)
Source: RefSeq, a predicted model, not a curated record